This is a messenger RNA of Colletotrichum spaethianum, 840 nucleotides long. RefSeq lists its product as uncharacterized. Gene Ontology annotation, molecular function: catalytic activity. The record is from RefSeq and is a predicted model, not a curated record. The transcript has a single exon. The coding region runs from base 1 to 840 and encodes 279 amino acids. NCBI's taxonomy places the organism in Eukaryota, Fungi, Ascomycota, Sordariomycetes, Glomerellales, Glomerellaceae.
AUGAGCAACGAACUCGCGAAAGAGCUCAAGCAGCUUCACGCACCCGCAUUACCGAUCAUAUUCACCAACGUCUGGGACCUUGCAUCCCUCAAUGCGGUCUUGAGCCUUAACACAACCGAGUCUAAGCCCGUAAAAGGCAUCGCAACUGCAUCAUGGGCUAUUGCAGCGACACUGGGUAUCAAAGACGAGGAGCUUACCCUAGAGCAAAAUAUGGCCGCCAUCAGCCAAAUUGCGCCCAUGGUGGGAAGCGCCUAUCUACCCCUCUCCAUCGAUCUCCAAGACGGCUAUGGAGAGCAGAUUGAGGAAGCGGUAGCAUCUGCAGUCAAGCUAGGGGCUGUCGGCGCCAACAUUGAAGACAGUAUUCCCUCGGCAGGUUUCCACAAGGGCAUUAACGGGUCACUAUACAACGCAGAUGCACAGGCUAUCCGUUUGAAGCGAGCGUUGGCAGCAGCACAUGAGGCCGGAUGUCCCGAAUUUGUACUCAACGCCCGAUGCGAUGUGUUCCGACUAGAGCCAUACUAUGCCAGCGAUGAAGAGAUCGCGCUCAGAGAGGCCGUGCAGCGGGGACGGGCUUAUCUAAAGGCGGGCGCGACGACCGUAUUCUACUGGGGCGGCUCGGGUCGGGGACUUCGGACUUCAGAGGUUAAGUUUCUUGUUCGAGAGCUCGGGGGUCGGGUUGCAGUGAAACUGGGUGAUCGGCCUGAAUCGCUGUCAACGGAAGAGCUGGCUGAGAUUGGAGUAGCUAGGAUCAGUGUUGGACCGAGCUUGUAUAUCGUGGCGAUGAAUGCUAUGAAAGAUGUAGCGAGGAGGAUUCUUUCAGGGGGCAAGUUGACAGCAUAA